This is a messenger RNA of Eurytemora carolleeae, 443 nucleotides long. RefSeq names its product fibroblast growth factor receptor substrate 2. The record is from RefSeq and is a predicted model, not a curated record. NCBI's taxonomy places the organism in Eukaryota, Metazoa, Arthropoda, Copepoda, Calanoida, Temoridae. Gene Ontology annotation, cellular component: cytoplasm. Gene Ontology annotation, biological process: cell surface receptor protein tyrosine kinase signaling pathway. The transcript has 6 exons. The coding region runs from base 109 to 420 and encodes 103 amino acids.
UUACACUUUACACAUACAUAUAUAAAAACAAGUUACAAAAAGUGUUUAAAAAAAUGUUCAGACUUCAAUGAAAUGAUGGUUCUACGUCAAAAUUAGGAUUAAUUGAGAAUGGGCUGUGUAGCGAGUAAACUAGACAUCAAUGAUGUUCAUUCAAAUAUAUUCACAGUUCUCAAUAUUGAUGAGAUGGGGUCUAGAGUAUGCCCUGGACAAAUAGAAAUCACAGAAAUAGAACUAGUUUUGUAUCAAAAAGGAAAAGAUCCGUUAAAAUGGCCGUUUAAAUCUUUACGGAGGUAUGGGUUUGAAGCAGAAAUGUUCAGCUUUGAAUCUGGUCGCAGAUGUGCUACUGGUCCUGGUAUAUAUGCGUUUAAGUGUAGAAGAGCUGAGAAUUUGUUCAAUCUACUGCAGGCGAGAAUCAGGUAACAGGUUAAAGGUUUUUUUCACAG